This is a messenger RNA of Diachasma alloeum, 1238 nucleotides long. RefSeq names its product neuferricin. Gene Ontology annotation, cellular component: endomembrane system; membrane. The transcript has 4 exons. Bases 149 to 1012 code for a protein of 287 amino acids. The record is from RefSeq and is a predicted model, not a curated record. NCBI's taxonomy places the organism in Eukaryota, Metazoa, Arthropoda, Insecta, Hymenoptera, Braconidae.
UUCACUUCCCAAAUGAAAAUUCUAUUCCCUCUAAUGAGUCCGUGAAUUCCAAAGUAGUUCAAGUUAGUUCAAGUAUAUCAACACUUGCUCUUAGUCCGCCGUCGGAGAAUAAUCUUCUCAAAAAUCCUGGUGUAAUCGUAGAGUAAACAUGGCCGAUGGGACGAAAAGUUACAUGUGGUUUCCGGUGCUAAUUGCUCUGUUUUACACCAUUUACACAAAUGAUGUUUACAGAGAUAUAGCGCAUAAAGUAUUUACGGGCGAUGUAUCCGGUGCUUAUGAAGCCUAUUCCAAGUAUUCUGAGAGUGAAAACGUCGCGGGAGUUGAUGAACGCGUGGGAAAGAGUGAUAAAAAGGGAGGGAAUUCGGUAAUUUAUAGUGAAGAAGAAUUGGCGAAAUUUUCAAAUCUCAAGGACGGACUUUAUUUGGCGAUUUUGGGACGGGUUUAUGAUGUCACUGAGGGGGCGAAACAUUACGCACCUGGAGGAGGGUAUCAUGGAUUCAUCGGAAAAGACGCAACUUUGGCCUUUAUCACUGGUGAAUUCAACGAGGAGAAUCUCAGCGAUGAUGUUUCUACUUUGACCAACUCCCAAGCAAAGUCCAUCAUCAACUGGGUCAAAUUCUACGACGAAAAAUAUGUGUACAAAGGAAAAUUAGUGGGAAGAUUUUACGACAAAAAUGGAGAUCCAACAGCUGAAUACCACGAAUUCAUGGACAAGGUGGAGAGGGCGGACGAGGCAGACACAAUUCAAGAGGAAAUGAAGAGGAAAUUUCCACCUUGUAACGUAGAGUGGAAGCCCGAGGAUGGAACCAGAGUUUGGUGCUCACCACAAAGUGGUGGAAUCUCGAGAGAUUGGACAGGAGUCCCCCGACAAUUCUUCGAGAAGCCCUCAAGCGCCAAAAACAGAUGUGCCUGUGUGAAUCUAGAGAACUCUGAUUUCCGCGAGCAUCAGGGAAAAUUCAGAGAAUAUGAAAACUGCGCGAGACUGUCGAGUACCUGCUAUGUGAAAACGUGAUAAAAAUCAGUUCAAAACUAAACUAAAUAAGUGGAGGAUGAAAAUAGAGAAAUUAAAAAAUCUCAGCACAAAUUUUCUCAGGAAGAGAAUUAAAUAAGUAGCGAAUUUCUAGCACAAAGAAGUUUGAGUGUUGAAACAUUUCAUAAUGCUUAAUUGAUUAUAGCAUUUAUACCAUGACCAUGUUUUGUAUUAAAAAAGAAUUUAUUUUAGCAAUAAAAAAAAUAGA